GAAUAAUGCUACGAAUUUAAAGUCUGUCCUUCAGCUCUUCGUUUUCUGAGCUAAACUAAAACAUGAGCAAGCGUUGUGAUAUUGUCAACCUCAAUGUUGGUGGUCGAAAGUUUUCUACUUCCCGCAAUACACUUUUGUGGAACAAAAACUCAUUUUUCAGCAUAUUACUUGAUGGUGCCUUGCCUACACUAAGAGAUGAAUCAGGGGCUAUAUUCAUAGAUAGAGAUCCAGAUAUGUUCAGUGUCAUUCUCAACUACCUACGAACUAGUGAGGUCAAUCUUAAUGGUGUAGAUAUUAAUUCACUCAAGAACGAAGCUCAGUUUUACGCGCUGGACUCUCUAGUUAAGAAACUAUCUUUAUGUGAAGAAAAUCUUCUAGGCAAAUGUGGAGACCUACUGUUCCAUGCUUACAUGCCCUCACCAGAAUUCAUAUUGGAUGAAUCUGGGAAAAACUUCAGGUGGGGUGCAAAUAAAGACAGCCAAUGUGGUAAUCAUUCUAGUCCUGGAAAUAAUGUAGGCCUACUGACUUACACCACUGCUAGUUUAUCUAUGAAAAAAAAAUCGAAUGCGAUGAUAAAAGGCUCCGAAAAUUUGCAACACACAAUAAAGAAUUCACCGAUUAAGACACGGACGACUAAUUCAUUGCGUGAUGCUUCUAAUUGUGGUACAAACAGAACUAAAGAUAACGGAAAUACAUCUAAGCAUGACUAUCUACCCGACUGUCCUACACAAAAAAUUCUUGACGAGUCAAUGGCAAGUGCGUCGAAUCCAAUUAAUCAAUCAACUAGUCAGGAUUUUGAAAGUAAUGAUUUACACUCAGCCAAUCCCGAGUUGCAUCAUAAACCUGUAACCUUACUUGUUUGUCAUCAAAGCAUAAUGGCUGCUGCUUACUCCGAUUGUGUAGGUGUAUUCUCGUUAAAAGAUCCUAUUGGUUGGCAUGUAACAUGGUUAAGUCCUAUCUUGCCAGGACCGAUUGAUCGAAUUGCUCUUACUGGAAAAGCACCGAACCAAAACAGUUUCAGUCCUAAUCCUACUCAACCUGGAAUAACAACCACAUCUCUAUUCCCUUUAAAUGCUACAAUGAACUCAUCAAAUAUAAAUCCAGUUGGGAGUAAUUCAACAAACGUUAGUAUAAGCAAUAAUAGUAAUAAUAAUAAUAAUUCGAAUGGCUUUAAUCAACCAUUGUCGAAUAAUGUCAUGAAUUCAAGUUUCAAUACAAGUUCUAACUUUCCUACUAAUUUACCCUCACAGAAUACAUCAUCACAAUGCAAUCAGGCUUCUAUAUCUGGGCCGAAUAAUUUGCCUUCCGUGAUAAACUCAUCUUCAUCUAGUUGUGGAGGAUGUACAUUAGCUGUAGCUGUUGGAUCAACUAUUAGACUGUGGUAUUUAUAUCCACCAUCGGGAUUAAUCUCUGCAGUUGUCUCAUAUGCUGGUACAUAUGGAGUAACUACAUCACCUGCUACUUAUUUUCUCUCUCCAUUAUACCCAUUCAUGCCUAUGCAAGAUGUAAAAAGCUUGGAUAAUUAUCCACCGUUAGCUAAAAUUAAAGAACCUUGGACUUGUGAAAUGGUUGGUCAAUAUGAUUUAAAUAGACGUUCAGUAGAUUAUUUAUUAUUUAUUGGUGCUCAUCUCGUCGCACUCAGUCGAUAUGGUUUAGUUGGUGUUCGACAUGUAAUGACUAAUGCAUGGCAAGUAUGGAGUACUGUCCCUAUAUUAAGCUAUGCUGUUGCCGGUUCUGAGUUGUUACUUUUAGGCUGUGCAAGCGGAUGUAUAUGCAGUAUAAAUAUACAAAAGUUCCCUUUACGUAUAGUAGAUAAUGAUCUUUUAGUCACAGAAAUGUAUCGUGAUCCAUUACGUGAUCCAAUCACUGCUCUCAGUGUACAUUUAUCUCCAAAAACAUCUUAUUCAAGCCGUAAUUGGAUGGAAAUUGCCUAUGGUACAUUAUCUGGUCGUGUAUGCCUAAUAGUUCAACAUCCAGAAACGGUUGGUUACAGUCCUCAAUUGUUUCAAACUUUUAAUGUUCAUCGGUCAAUGGUUACACGUGUUGUAUUAUCAGAGAAAUAUUUGAUCUCAGUGUGCAAUGAAUUUCAUCACGUCCGUACAUGGAAGGUGACACGUUUCCGUGGAAUUAUCAGUACACAACCGAGUUCCACACCCGUAGGUUCAUUUCAUAUGACUAUACUGGAUACAAAUAAUGCCACACAACAAUUAGUCGAUUGUAUUUUAGAAGCUGCUCAAAAAUGUCAUAAACAAAAUUUGAAUUCAACAACACAGAAUGAAAUAGUUCGAGCUCAUUCUGUCCUUGGCACUAAUUUAUCACGUAAUAAUAAUAAUAAUAAUAAUAAUAAUAAUAAUAAUAAUAAUAAUGAUACAGUUAAUGAUACAUCGAAUCGUAUCAAUCCCUUAUCUUACAAUUCGUCCCACCGGCAUCCACAUGGUUCAAAUUCACGUUCAUCUAGUGCUCAAGGUGUUUCGCAUGAUUUAUUGACUUCUCCAUCAACAUCCUCACCAUUAUCAUCAUCUCAAUCUGAUACUCACCAGCAAAAUAAUUUCAACGCCAAUAUGUCAGCUGUUUGUUCAUCGAAUAGACUUCAGUCACUUGAUAUAUCAUCAAAUAUAAUUCAAUCGAAUUCGUCUAAUGCUCUUAGAUCAAAUCUAGGUAAUGAAGCAGAAGGACUUGGUGAUAUGUUUGCAAAUACACAAUCAGAUAUCGUUGUUCUUCCACGUACAACAUGGCUUCAUGAAGAUGCCUCUGGGUUACACAAUCAAUCCGAUAAUGAGUUGUGCAGUUCAAAUGAUCAAACUGAUACAAAUUCCUCGGAGAAUAACCUCAAUACUGUGACUAAUACCAAUACUAUUGAUAAUGAUGUUACUAACAAUCAUAAUAGUAAUCAUCGAGCCAAAAAUCGUUCAUCAUCUGCUUGUAGAGGUUUACAGCAGUCUGUUCGACGUUAUGAUAAUGAAUGCACUAAUUGUAAUAAUAAUAAUAAUAUCAAUAUGAAUAGUUGUAAAACUAGUAACCAAAAUAAUAAUACCUCUAUUACUGAUACUUCUACUAGUAAUAAUCAUAAUAGUACGCAUAAACACACAAUUCGUCCAAUAAUUGAUGUGCAUAAACAUGCUAAUAAUCCUGGUCCAUACGGCGAACGAGAAGAUGUUUUGGUAUUUGUACAAAAAUUAACACCUCAAGCCAAUCAGUUAUUUGUACGUUUAGCUUCUACGGGUAAAAGGAUAUGUGUUAUUCACUCUGUUGAUCGAAGUUCUAUCACUUCGUUUACUGUACAUGAACAUGAUGGAUUUAAUCGAGUUGGUGCUCAUCCAAGACGAUAUAUAUUUACAGGUCAUUCAAAUGGUACGAUUCAAGUUUGGGAUUUAACAACAGCAUUGAAUCUUUCAAGAACUGGUUCCGGUUUACCUGGUCCUAUAAUGACUAUUCCGAAUUCAUCAACAAUGAAUACAGAUGGAACAUACAAUUUUUCGCACGAAAUCACAUCUUAUCCUAAUGGGAUAAUUAAUAAUAUGAAUUCUUAUGGAGGGAACACUAUGCUUAUGAUUGGUGCCAAUUCUAAUGGAUUGUUAAAUAAUUCAAACAAUGUUCAAAUUUAUCCUAAUCAUAUUUAUUAUAAUAAUCAAUGUUUAUAUGGUACAGAUUAUUAUCAUAGUUGUUUUAUUGGUGGACCGACAUCAUCGGAAUUAUUAAGAUUAUUAGAAAAUUGUCAGCUUGGUUUCUCAUCUGGUGCAUCCAGUAUGACAGCUUUAUGCUCAGAACGUUUAACACCGGCAGAUUCAUUAAAUUCAAUUAUUCACCAUUCAGGUUUGUGAUAUUGAUUUGGAAACUUUUUCAUUUCUCGCCCUCCUACUCCUCCUCCUCCUCAUCAUCAUCAUCAUAAGAAGAUUGUUUCUGAACUAUUUAUAUACCAUCACCUUAUUGACUUUUUGAUUAAAUCAUCGAAAACUUUAUUUUUAAUAUUAUGUAACAAUCAUAUCAAAUAUAUGAUUUAGAAAAUCUCUUUAUUAUCUAACUAACUAACACAUUGUUCUGUUUGCACAAUUUAGGAAACAUUAUUAAUUAGACACAAACUACCAGUUUUGUACUCACUGUAUCUUGUCGACCGGUUUAUUCUUUAUUUUAUUUUAUUUAUUUAUUUAAUGAAUCGAACUGAAAAAAGGGUUACUGUUACUCUCUCCCUCUCUCCCUCUUUCUCCUUCUCCAUAUAGUAUAAUCAUUGCAUUGUCAAUCAACAUCAUUAGAUCCUUUUCUUUCUGUCAGUUUCAUUCAUUUAAUUCUGUACUCAUCUGGUUAUUCUUCUUAUUAUUUUCUCUUUUUUUCUUCUUCAUUCCUUGAAAUAGUCUUCAGCAUUAAUUGGAUAGUUUCUUACAUUAACAAAGAUUAAGUAAUACUUAUUGUAAUGAAUAGUGUUAUUCAUUGUUAUGUAUGUAUUGAUUUAUAUGGUUUGUUAAAAGAAACACUAUUCACUUAUUAUUUCCUGUUUAUAUAUAGUGACAGGGAUUACUAUUAUUAUUAUUAGUGUAUUGUUUAAUCCUUUUUUAAGUUAUGUAAUGAAGAUUAUAUUCUUUACAUGAUCGAUUGAUUGAUUGUUAUUUGUUAAAUGAUUGAGUGAGUGUUGAAUUUACUUCUUGUUUUCUGUUGAAAUUUCAAAUAGUAAAUAAUUAGUUUUUAAUAGUUGAAUUCAUGAGUCAAUUGAAACUAGACCACCAUUGAAAAUCUGGAAGCACUGGACGACUGUUUCAUCCUAUUAUGGGACUCUUCAGCAGUGCGCAUUUACGAUCCCGCCUCCCACGAGAUUCGAACCCAGGACCUAUUAGUCCACGCAAGCGAGCGCAAUGCUGAGGAGUCCCAUACUAGGAUCAAACGGCUAUCCAGUGCUUUCAGGUUUUCUAUGGUGGUCUAGCUUCAAUGGACUCAUGAAUUCAGAUAUUAAAAAUUACUAUAAUAUCCACAAAAAUCCCUCUCCGACAAUAAUUGAUGCUUACAAUUUAUGAAUAUUUAAUGUUGUUGAAAGUAAAAUUUUCAUUUCAUUUCAUGAAUAGUACGUGAUAUUUUUUUGUUGAGAUUACUGAGUAUUUUUUCUUCUCCAUCUUCAAGUACUUUAUUUAUUUAAUAAAAUUAUUUGGUUAUCAUUUUACUUAUAUUGUCUCGUAAUGUGUUCUAGAAAUUAGUUGAUAAUAUUAUUCGAUAUCCUCCCAAAAGGAACUCGGCAGCAGCAGUCUCUGCAUCAGUAGGCCUCAGCAUACACAAAGGGAAAACUAAGGUCCUCAAAUUCAAAGCGGAGAACAGCAAUCCAAUCACACUUGAUGGCGAAACUCUGGAAGAUGUAGAGUCCUUCACAUAACUGGGAAGCAUCAUCGAUGAACAAGGAGGAUCCGAUGCAGACGUAAAGGCGAGGAUCGGCAAAGCAAGGGUCACAUUCCUACAAUUGAAGAACAUAUGGAACUCAAAACAACUUUCAACCAAUAUCAAAGUAAGAAUCUUCAAUACGAACGUCAAGGCAGUUCUACUGUAUGGAGCUGAAACUUGGAGAACUACAACAACCUCCAUCAAGAAAGUACAAGUAUUUAUAAAUAGUUGUCUUCGCAAGAUACUCAACAUCCAUUGGCCGGAUACCAUCAGCAAUAGCCAUCUG
Schistosoma haematobium is the source of this 5644-nucleotide messenger RNA. Its product is annotated as BTB/POZ domain-containing protein kctd3. The coding region runs from base 63 to 3821 and encodes 1252 amino acids. The transcript is spliced from 18 exons. Gene Ontology annotation, biological process: protein homooligomerization. Gene Ontology annotation, molecular function: protein binding. NCBI's taxonomy places the organism in Eukaryota, Metazoa, Platyhelminthes, Trematoda, Strigeidida, Schistosomatidae. The record is from RefSeq and is a predicted model, not a curated record.